Molecule: messenger RNA, 602 nt
Organism: Capra hircus (goat)
Lineage: Eukaryota; Metazoa; Chordata; Mammalia; Artiodactyla; Bovidae
Gene: HIGD1B
Product: HIG1 hypoxia inducible domain family member 1B
Exons: 4
Coding region: 230-529 (99 amino acids)
Biological process (GO): mitochondrial respirasome assembly
Cellular component (GO): mitochondrion
Source: RefSeq, a predicted model, not a curated record
CCCAAGGAUCAUACCCAUAGGGAUGCAGAUGGUAGAGGGGGAGGCAGAGAAAACAGUGAAAUUGGAACGUGCUGGGGAAAGAGGCAGAUGUUGAGAGGAAGAGAUGGGAGAAAUGGCCCUAGCAGUCCAGCCAUCUGAGACAGGACAGCCGGAACAAGUAGCGGCUAUGUUGGGCAUGGACUGGGCUGAAGCCUAGGAGCCCCAGCUGCUAACAUCUGGGUGCAGAAUCAUGUCUGCUAACAGAGGCUGGUGGGCGCCACCCGAGGGCGAGGACAGUGUGUCUGAGAAGCUCCUGAGGAAGACGAGGGAGUCUCCGCUGGUGCCUAUAGGCUUAGGAGGCUGCCUGCUGGUGGCAGCAUACCGGAUCUACCGGCUGAAGGCUCGGGGUCCCACCAAGAUGUCCAUACACCUGAUUCACACCCGAGUGGCAGCACAGGCCUGUGCUGUGGGCGCGAUCAUGCUGGGCGCUGUGUACACGAUGUACCGAGACUACAUCAAGAAAACCGCGCAGGAUACCAGGGAGAAGUAGAAGUCCUACCGGCCCAGGGCAGUUGGACCUCGUCAAUCCUGGGUGUGCACCUAAUAAAGGAGUUCGAGGCAAC